Molecule: messenger RNA, 3018 nt
Organism: Pectinophora gossypiella (pink bollworm)
Lineage: Eukaryota; Metazoa; Arthropoda; Insecta; Lepidoptera; Gelechiidae
Gene: Mtp
Product: microsomal triacylglycerol transfer protein
Exons: 7
Coding region: 145-2778 (877 amino acids)
Biological process (GO): lipoprotein metabolic process; lipid transport
Cellular component (GO): endoplasmic reticulum; basolateral plasma membrane; Golgi apparatus
Source: RefSeq, a predicted model, not a curated record
UAAAUAAAAUGUCAAACAAAAAUGACAAAUGAAAAGUUUCAUGUUGUGUAGAGGGAACGGAAGUUAAGUUUCGAACUUAUCAAAAGAGGUAUUCUAAAGAUAAAAAUUCAGUCGUCUGAGUGACGAGGUGGACGCCGGUUUAUUAUGGAGUUGCGGAUGUGGGCAGGGUCGGCGUUUUGCCUCGCGCUAUUGUGUGCGGGUGCCCUGGGUGCGGCGCGGGAUGACUUCGUACGGUUGUGGACAGGCGGCGCCCUGGAGUACGAAAUAGACAGCGCGGCCGUGGUGUACCCAGCGGCAGCGCCCGCGCAGCAGGCCGGUUGGCGGCUGCGAGCGCGUCUCGGCCUGAGCCCACUCGCCUGCGCGCCCGACGAGGCGCUGCUGCAGCUCGAGGUGCGGGCGCCGCGGCUGGAGCUGCUGGGCGGCGCGCGCGGGGCGCAGCUGGGCCCCUCGCUGUGGGACGCGCCCGCCGCGCGCCAGCCCUUCUACGUGCACUGGCACGCCGGCGCCGUGCGGGCGCUGCUGCUGCCGCCCGGGGACCCGCCGGCGCUGCAGGACUACAGGCGCGCCAUCGCCUCGCUGUUGCAGUUCCAGAUAAUGGACGGCGAGCGCAACGAGACCGACGCGUCGGGCACGUGCUCCGUGCUGUACGAGACGCUGUCGCCGCUCGAGUUCCGCAAGCUGAAGCGCGCGUGCCGCUGGGAGGGCGCCGACGAGGGCGCGGUGGAGUCGCGGCGGGUCACGCGGUACACGCUGAGCGCGGCGCGGGACGCGCUGGAAGCCGUGACGGCCGAGGAGGAGCACCGGCUGGGCGCGGCGCCGGCGGCGGGCGCGGCCGACGCGGCCGUCAAGGCGCGCGCCUGGGCGCGGCUGCGGCGCGCGGCGGCCGAGCGCGGCGCCUGCGCGCCCGCCGCGCCCGGCCUGCGGCCCGCCCUCGCCGCGCUGCCCGCCGCGCUGGACGCCGUAGCGCUGCCGCUGCGGGCACAGGAGGAAGACGACGAUUUAGAAGAGGCGGAGGCGGAGGAACGGUGGGCGGCGCUGGCCGCGGCCGGCGCGGAGCUGCAGGACGCGGGCACCGCGGGGCAGGGCGGCACCGAGCACGUGGCGCAGGUGGCGCUGCGGGCGCUGGAGGCCGCGCGCCUCGCGGGGGCGGAGCGCCUCACGCGGGUGCUGCAGGACCAGGACACCGAGGCCAAACUGGUGGAGGUGGCGCGCAUCGUGGGCGCGGCGGGCACUGAGGCGGCGCACGAGGCGGCGUGUGGCGCGCUGCAGCUGCGCGGCGGCGCCGCCACGGCCGCCGCGCUGGCCUACCUGGCCGCGCUGGCCGGCGCCGCGCCGCCGCCGCCCGUGCUGCGCGACCUGCUGCGCCUGGCCGACGACGCGCGCGACCCCGGCGUGGCCGCCGCCGCGCUGCUGGCCGCCGCCGCCGGCGUCCGCGCCGACGACGCGGCCGGCGCCGACGACUCGGCCCGCGCCGACGUCGCCGCCGCCGUGCGCGAGCACGCCACGCGCCGCCUCGCGCGCUGCCGCGACGCCGCGUGCCGCGACGUGGCGCUGCUGGCGCUGGGCGGCGCGGCGCACCCGUCCUCGGCCGCGCUGCUGCUGGAGCGCGCCGAGGCGGGCCAGCUGGAGGCGCUGCGCGCGCUGCGCCGCGUGCCGGCCGCGCUGGGCGCCGCGCGCCUGCACCGCGUGCUGGAGCUGGCCGCCGACGAGCGCCGCCCGCUGGAGCUGCGCGCGCAGGCGCUGGAGCUGGCGGUGGAGCACAGCGUGCGGGCCCCGCUGGCGCUGACGCUGACGGCGCGGCGGCUGCUGCGCCAGCGCGGCGCGGCGGCGGGCGAGCUGCGCCGCGUGCUGUGGGCGCGGCUGCGCCAGCUGGCCCCGCAGCACGAGCCGGUGCAGCAGUUCCUGCGCGCCGCCGCCGCCGACCCCGAGCUGGGCAGCUGGCACGCGCAGGCGCACCCGGGCACCUCGGACGUGGUGGUGCGAGCGGCGCCGUGGGGCGGCGGCGGCUGGCACGCCGAGCUGGACGCCGUGACCGUCGCCAGCCACGCGCUGCUGCGGGACGCCGCCGUGCAGCUGCGGCUGCGGGGGCCCGCCGGGCCGGCGCUGCCCGUGCUGGGCGUGGGGCUGUGGACGCGCGGGCUGCAGGCGCUGGCGGGCGUGGAGGGCGGCGAGGAGGGCGAGGACGCCGCCGCCGGCCUGCGGCUGACCGUGGGCGGCGCCGCGCUGCCGCCGCUCACGCUGUUCACCGGCCAAGCGGAGCUGCUGUCGCACGUGUGGGCGGGCUCGUGCAGCACGGCCACGCCGGCGCUGCGCGCGCUGCUGCCGCUGCGCGGGGGCGGCGCGGCGCGGCUGCGCGCCACCGCGGCCGGCGCGCUGGCGCUGGACGCGCGCGCCGCGCUGGCGCUGUGGGCGCGCACGGCGGCCGCGCGCCUGCGCCUGCGCGCCGCGCUCGCCGCCCGCGCCGCCGCCGCGCUGGCCGCGCCCUGGGCGCGCGCCGCCGCCGCCAGCCGCGCGGGCGCCGCGGCGCGCCUGCGCGUGGCCGCCGACCUCGACUUCUACUCGGCCGUGGCGCUGUGCGUGCGCGUGGACCUCGCCGACCACGAGUACCGGCGCGCCGAAUCGGCGCAGGCGGGCGCGCCGGCGGCGCGGCCUCACGCGCGGCGGCGGCGACUGCGCGUGCCGCUGGCGGGCCGCUCGCUGGCGCUGGGCCGCGCCAACCACGCCGCGUGCCGCGCGCUGCCCGCCGCCGCCGACGACGACGACGACGACGAGCCCUAGCGCCCCUCGGCCGCGAGUCGAAUCCGUUCAGGGUCUACCAAAUAAUAGUCAUACCUGACCUAAUAUUUCUAACGUAUCAUCUUGGACGAUCUACGAGAAUGUUGCUAUUAGAUAUUAAAAAUAAUUUCGAAGAUCUGUAAAAUACGUGGAUAUCGAAUAAACGUUUAUUUUAUAUAGAUUAAUUUUAUCAAAAAUAAAAUAAUUUAUUUACGCUCUCUAUUAAUUCUUAAACGUUCAAAA